AUGGAGAUUAAACGCUACCGCGCUAAACAGCGAGAUUUGAAUUCUCUUCUUCGUCAUAUUGUGUUUUUCUCACUCAUUUCACUUGCAAGAGCGUCUAUUGUCGAUGACUCUUAUUCGUCGCACCAAGAUUUAUACGACACAAUUCUUAACACGCUUUUCCCAAUCACCUUUGUCGUGCUGUUAAAAGUCUCGGAAAAACGUGGUGGAGGAGAUAAUGAUGCUCGAAGUGAUAAGGAUGUUCGAAGUGACAAUGAUGCUCAAAGUUUUUCGACAAAAAAUAUUCUGUUGCCACUACUGGACGAUGUAUUGUACAAUACAGUUACUUGGAUCAUUCCAUUAACGGUGUCAUUUGCCUAUAACGAUUCGCUGGCUGUAAAAAUAUUUUCAAUUGUAAACAUGUGUUUACAUGUUAUUUGUGCAAUGGCUGCAUUAAUCGAAUGGCGGAAAAUUGGUGAUGUCGAUUAUGAUGUUUAUGAUGAUAUAUGGACUGGCAUAGGACUUUUUUUGGCGUUUUCCCCCGUUUUAGUAAUUCCAAUAUUCUGGAUUACUUACUUG
Molecule: messenger RNA, 555 nt
Organism: Paraglomus brasilianum
Lineage: Eukaryota; Fungi; Glomeromycota; Glomeromycetes; Paraglomerales; Paraglomeraceae
Source: the annotation of a GenBank genome assembly